AUGACAGCUUCUAAUUAUCUGCGUGAGACUCCUGCGCUAUCAGAGAUCUAUCAAAAGACGCAAGAAAAAUUCGGUGUCCGUCCUUGUCUAUGGCAGCUGAAAGUUGCCGAUGCUCUUCUCAAAGGUGACCGGGACAUAGUGUGCAUUGCAGGCACUGGUAUGGGUCAGACACUCAGCUUCUGGAUUCCGUUGCUAUUCCGCAUCAAUAGUAUUCAGCUUGUCAUCACUCCACUGAACUUACUGGGCAUACAAAAUGCAUCAUCACUUGCGAAGGCUGGCAUCCAGGCCAUCGCUAUCAAUGCAGAUACCGCUAGCACUGCAAACUUCUCGGCAAUUAGAGCCUUGAAGUACCGCGCUGUCGCAGUCAGUCCUGAACAAAUCAUGAAGCCCAACGGCGAAUUCGAAAAGCUUCUGAAGGACCCUUUGUUUACUUCUUACCUCGUAGGUAUCAUCAUCGAUGAAGCCCACUGUAUCACAGAAUGGGGCGAGUUCCGCCCAGAAUACCGAGAGUUGGGCCACCUUCAAUACAUCCUACCAUCAACAAUAUCCAUCAUGAUCGCAUCCGCUACCCUGACGAAAGCGGCCUUGACGCAUACCACCCGACUUCUUCACAUGCACGCUGACAAAAUGGUCACCAUACAUCGCUCGAGCGACCGCCCGAAUAUCAAAAUUGGAGUCCGAAAAAUCAAGUACGCACUCAGUAGCUAUGGUGAUCUUGCAUUCCUCGUCCCAACGGGUUGGAAGGUUGGUAAUCCGCCCCCACCAAAGUUCUUGAUAUUUUUCGAUAGCAUUCCGGACGCCAUCAAUGCGACCAAAUACCUGCGCAAACGUUUACCUGCAGAUAUGCAAGAAAAAAUCAAGUGGUUCAAUGCAGACAUGACGACGGAGUACAAAGAUACUGAGCUCACUAACCUCAUAUCAGGAGAUACAUGGGGCUACUGUACGACAGAUUCCUUUGGAAUGGGAAUGGAUGUCCCUGACAUCAUGCUUGUUAUCCAAUGGCGAGCGACAUGCAAGUUGUCGACACUUUGGCAACAGUUUGGGCGUGCAGUACGAGAUCGGCGCCUCCAAGGCACUGCAUUGCUGUUCGCAGAGAAAGAGCAUUUUGACGAAGAACGACAAGCUAAAGCAGCAAGGAAGAAGACACGGGAAACGAAUCGGAAGAGAAAGGCUGAUACUAACUUACCUAUUGCAUCAGUUUCGAAGCGGCGUGCCCUGAAUACUUCGAAUUCUCAAGGGAUUGCUUCCCAUGCCCAGCCGACUACCAACAUUGGUGACCAUGGUGAUGAAUCUGACGGGUCUGAUGAGGAUGCUACUCCUCCAAUGGAUGGAGGCCUGCAGGGAUUGAAUGACUUUGUGAAGGGUAAUGUGGAAGUAUCAAAAUAUACUGCGAAGCGACACAAAACAAGUCUUGACACUGCGAUGGAUUAUUUCAUUAAUGCGGAGAAACACGACAGCCUCAUGUGCCGCAGGAAGGUUUUUGACGUCAGCUUUGAUCAUGAUGCAGCUGACUCGGACCAUUUCAACUGCAACAAAGAAGAGCCCAUGGGUUGCAAACGGUGCUCCAUCACCCAACCAACUAUUUGCUGUGACAUCCACCACCCCGAGCAAUUUUCUCAAUACGCUUCCCUCAUUGACAAGCCAACAACCAUGCCACAGCGCUCCCGCGUUCCCAAGUACCAGAAGACAGCAUGGGACCGUUCUCUAGAAGAGGCACUGGAUGAUUGGCGGGAACAGAAGAUGGUGUCUGCCUAUGGCUGGCACCACCUCAACGACCUUGGUCCUUCCCUUGUCUUGCCAAAUGCCAUCUUGGAUAGGAUCCUUGACUGCGCACACCACCAUAAGAUUCAGAGUGUCUAUGAUUUGAAACGAGAGAGCGGUUGGAUGGAUGCAGAGAAUUUUGGGGAGGAAGUCAUUACUAUCAUCAAAAGACAUGCGGCACCUCUUCCCUCACCAUUUGUGACGACACCACUUAGAACUGUUUCCUUUCCCAACAACCCCCCUGCCCAACCGUCUUCUACUAUGGUUGUUCAAUCUGUUGAACGACGAAAGAAUCGGUGUAGCGCAUGUGGCCUUGAAGGGCAUAAUGGUAACUUUCAUCAUGCUAACAUCUUUCACUAG
Molecule: messenger RNA, 2121 nt
Organism: Suillus fuscotomentosus
Lineage: Eukaryota; Fungi; Basidiomycota; Agaricomycetes; Boletales; Suillaceae
Product: P-loop containing nucleoside triphosphate hydrolase protein
Exons: 5
Coding region: 1-2121 (706 amino acids)
Biological process (GO): double-strand break repair via homologous recombination
Cellular component (GO): cytoplasm; chromosome; nucleus
Molecular function (GO): ATP binding; 3'-5' DNA helicase activity; nucleic acid binding
Source: RefSeq, a predicted model, not a curated record